AUGCGGGCGUCGGCUGCACAUUAUCUUCGCAUCGUUCCCCGGUCUUCGCUACGCGUGAAGCCGAGCGCAAUUACGCCAGCACCAGCGCCGCAGGUCACAGAGCUUCACCAACCGACAAUCAUCGACGUCUUGACGAAACGCAGGGAUGCGGCUGGAUCGCAGUGGCCCCAAAACCUGCGAAUAGAGCCUGUGCUUAAGAGGGAGGCGUUGCAAAACGUACGCGCUGAGGUGCGGUCGGACUUGAAGGCGUUGCUUCGAGAGAGAUAG
This is a messenger RNA of Pleurotus ostreatus (oyster mushroom), 267 nucleotides long. RefSeq lists its product as uncharacterized. NCBI's taxonomy places the organism in Eukaryota, Fungi, Basidiomycota, Agaricomycetes, Agaricales, Pleurotaceae. Bases 1 to 267 code for a protein of 88 amino acids. The transcript has a single exon. The record is from RefSeq and is a predicted model, not a curated record.